Funneliformis geosporum is the source of this 246-nucleotide messenger RNA. The record is from the annotation of a GenBank genome assembly. Lineage: Eukaryota; Fungi; Glomeromycota; Glomeromycetes; Glomerales; Glomeraceae.
AUGGUCACUGUUAAUUCAGGUAUAAUAAAUUUAAAAGAUAAAGAUAGGCAAUGUUUUUCUUUUUGCCAAGAUUUAAGUAAUAAAGAAUUUCUCGGUGUGGACUUAGACGACCAAAUAAAUAUUAAAUGGUCUUUGUUUAGGUUAAGGCAAGCUCCUGAUAUUCCGGGUGGAGGAAUGGAUUUGCCGAAUAGUGAUAUCAAGGUUCCCGGUAAUUAUUAUAUUGAAAAGAUUAAAACUGACGAUUGG